UGGAUCAGGAGAAUAGUUUUUCUCACUUGCAACUCAAGACUUCCAUAAAUAUGUGUUUAGUUGGCAGAUUUUUGUAGACAUGGAACCAAAGUUAAAUUAGCCACCACUCAUUUAUUUACAAUACAUAAAAUACAAUUUUACAAUUUAGCUGAGUCAUGUUCCCGUGACAGACAGACAGACGCGGGGCGGGACCGACAAGGCUUCGUCCAUGGGCGGGACUCGAACACCCAAAUCAACAGAGUUAUUGCAAAACAUCGGAUCAGCAGCCUCGGACCGCUGAAACCUUUAAAAUAGGGUUAAGUUAUCGCGGAUAUCGUGACCAUGGCAGAUGAAGCAGCAGUUGUGGAGGGAGGCAUCAGCCAAGCUCAGAGCCCUCUGGUCGCAGUCAGCUUCCAGAGAAACGUCCGGAGGAAAGAGAAGUACCUGGAGGCUGAACCCAAAGCUCUGGGGAUCACUCAGAUUGGCACGAGUGUGUUUCAGAUCACCUGUGUGGGUAUGUUUAUGUCCAAAGACUUUCAUCAUGAGCACACUGACGUACCUUUCAUGAUUUCAUCUCUGCUGCUGAUAAUAGCUGGGAGUUUGGCUGUAGCAGCUCAGAACCUCCAUCUGCCAACGCUGAGGGCCUGUUUAGUGAUGCAGAUUUUGGCGUGUGGUGCCUCCAUCUUCAACUUGAUAUGUUGUCUGAUCAAAAUGGACAGCGUGCCAACUUUAUGCUGGUAUCAACACUAUGACUUCAACGCCACUCGUAUAGAAGAAACCUGCCAAAGCAUUCAGAGCACCCAUACACAUCUUUAUGCUGAGAUUAUGGUCAUUCAGGCUGCUCUGUUAGCCAUCUCCGUCACUCUGGCCGUCUACUGCUGCAAGGUGGUCAACUGCUGCUUGCCAGCUCCCAAAAUGCCAGUGAUUACUGUGCAUAUGCCCCCUGUCCAACAGUGAGGAGACAAAGUGGACAAGCGCAGAAGACAGUUUUUCAAUCAAUAUUGUUAUACUAACAAUGGAUCCAAUGACUGUGUGUAAUGUGUAAAAUAUGCAAGUGUUUUCUGAUAUAACAUCCAUAGCAAAUUUAUAAGGUGGUAAUGUGUCAAUGUUGUAUUUACAGCUGUUCCACUCCACUCAAGAAGUAAAAAAAAAAAAUCAAAAUCAAAAGCAUUUGGGGUUUCCUCUGAGGAGGAGCUUAAGAAACCGUCAGUAUUUUUAGUAAAUUACAAUGUUCUCACACUUUGCAUGUUACUUAUUUUUUCAUAAGAUUUCUGUUUCAUAUGUACUCCUUCUCUAAUGUUAACUUUAAUCAUAGCUAAAUAGUUACAACUGUAUAGAGUGCUGCGGGAAUCAUCAACAUUUUUGGUUUUCUGGUUCCCAUGUCUCAAAGUCAAUGGGUUUUUGGAAUGCGUUUUUGGUUUCCUGAAAUAAUGUCUGCGCUUAACACAAACUUAACAUUUUGUUCUACAACAUAAAAUACCUUUGUCAAUAUCCCACUUAAGAAUUUUGAAGCUUUUACGUGUCCUAAAAAGCUAUGUUUAUUUGUGAAAAAUGGAAAAAAACAAAACGCUUUUUUAUGGAGGUAACCAGAGCGAUGCUAACUGGAAGGUAUGUUGGCCAAUAAAAACACGCCAUCCCUGCACCACUCUAUAGAGGCAACAAAUCAACUUAACGCUUACAGCAUAAAUAACAUCACAAAUUGAUACACAUUAAUGCUUUUCUGAAAAUAUUUUUGCUCAGAUUGUUGAUUACUUUAUGAUGAUCACUACCUAUAAUAUGCUUUACUGAUGUUUCCUAUGUGAUUGCAACUAACAACUAUGGAAAAUAAAAGCUGUAUUUUUUA
Anoplopoma fimbria (sablefish) is the source of this 1822-nucleotide messenger RNA. RefSeq lists its product as uncharacterized. NCBI's taxonomy places the organism in Eukaryota, Metazoa, Chordata, Actinopteri, Perciformes, Anoplopomatidae. Bases 322 to 936 code for a protein of 204 amino acids. The transcript is spliced from 7 exons. The record is from RefSeq and is a predicted model, not a curated record.